AUGGUGGCUCCUUCUAUGAACAUUGAUGAUAAAUCUUCUUCAGAGCUUGGAAACAGCCUGAUGGCUAAUUUCAUAAAACACAAGGUAUUUGUAUUGAAGGUUUGUGUGCGUACAGAACUCUUAGUAAGCGAAAUGAACAGAUGAGUCUGCAUUCCUCCAAGAAAACAAGUUUAACAAAGCGUAACAGAAGGGUUCGCAAUAGUUCAAGGCUUCAGAAAUGAGCCUGAGGUUACAGGCAUUUGUAAUAAACUAUAGGAUCUGCGAAAAGAGACAAGUUGAAUGGAUUUCAAAUUCUGUGUUGUUAGAGUUAUGCGUUCAAAGAAUUCCUCUCCCUGUGUCAAUAACUGCUGUUCAAUAUAAUGUGAUACCAAGCUACUCUGUCUAUAUAAAAUGUUCCAUCGCUUAGAAAAAUAUUCACUUAACCACAUUAUGCUCAUCCCAGUGCAGGGCAAGAAUAUUUUUUUUUUUUACAAGGCUUAGCAAUUGUUCGCGUCCUACAGAAAAUACAAACAACCCUUAAACUAAACAAUUAAUUAACUAAAUGUAUUAACUAAAAUAAAUUAACUAGAAUAUGUGUGUCCAUUUCUACUAUUUUAGCCUAAACCGUAAUUUAGAACAGUAGUUCAGUAAACAGAAAACGGGUUAGGGGUUUCGCAUACAUUUUUAAUGUACCAUAAGUAUUAAGGAUGGAAGUGUUGUAGCAUAUAUUGUACCUACUAAAAAUUUAGUUUCAAAGUCUGGAAAUCCUAACAUAAUAGUAUUUGGCUUGGUCAAGUCAUGUGAGUAUUAGAGGGCUGAUAAGAGCAUUACUUUGUUCUGACAUUACAAUUAUUAGUAUUAGUGGGUUUAUAAACCAUUAGGACCAUUGAGGUAUAAAGGGGUUGGUUAGGUUUAACAGUUGUAUGUACAGAAUACAUGUAUAAUCUAUAUGUCUUUUUUUUUAAGGUUUGGUCCCUUAUUGGGAUGUCUCGACGAUAUCUUCAGAAAGGAUACACUACCGUAACGUUUCGAGAUGGCGAUUAUUUUUGCUGUUACUUCCUCUGGUUCGAGAACGAAGCUGUGAGUUUGGGCCAUGUUUCUUUACAAACUUCUAAACUAACAGGGUCAUUCACUAAAAGCCGAGUGUCCCCAAACUGAUUGGAGCAAAACCAAUCAGUGCAGUAUGGUGCCAUUCUGACCCAAAAUCCUGAGCUUUUUCACAAUAUUUAACUUUGUCCAGAUUUUUCACAGUUGACUCCAAAUGAGCCUGAAUUUUGUCUGGAAUAAAGUUGUACCAAAAGUUACCAGAUUGUUUAAAUACGGGGCCUGGAUUUUAAAAAUCAGAACUAUUACCCACUGGCAGUAUUAGCAACUAGCUAGCAAAUGUUAAAAAAAUAAAUAAAAUACUUUUGCAGAGCAAGGGUUAAUCAUUCGAUUUAAAACGUGAAUGUAAAAAUCCAAUGGGGUUCAGUGUAACCUCUAUAUUAGUAUAAGGAACUUGUAAAACCUCCCUUAUGCCCCACCUGCCAUGCCACAAGGGGGACAUAUGUAUUAAACAGUGAGCAGCCAGCGUAUGUAAACUAAUGACUGGGCAAUCGCUAGAAAGGCCCUAUCCCAUGGUACUACCUUGGUACUGUAAAACCCCACUGUCUCUGUAAAUACAGUUUACUUCUGGCAGUCUGGGGGGGGGGGACCAACUAUAAAUUGCUUUUUAAAGCAACAAAUCAGAGGACAGAUUUUCCAUCAGGGUUCCGAUUAAGUAAAGGUCUAAAGCUAUAUUUUACGCUGACUGUAAACAUGUAGGCAUGGGUAAAUAGUAGCGUUAUCUUGUUUGAAUUACUCCAUCCCAGUCCUUUCUAUACUGACCAGUCUAUUUAAUACUUACUUUUCUAUAGAUGUAAAUCCAACCCUGUUUACAGGUAAUGUGCCAGGUGAGUGGACAUACCAUUGUCUCAUGGGGCGAACAUUUUUAUUAUUUUUAUUAUUGCCAUUUAUAUAGCGCCAACAGAUUCCGUAGGGCUUUACAAUAUUAUGAGAGGGGGUAUUUAACUAUAAAUAGGACAAUAGGACAAUUACAAAAACUUAUGGGAACAAUAGGUUGAAGAGGACCCUGCUCAAUCGAGCUUACAUUCUAUAGGAGGUGGGGUGUAAAACUCAAUAGGACAGGAAUUUUCAGUCAGAUAAGGUGGGCUGCCCUUUAGGAGAGAGCAGGAGACAGGUAUGUGAGGUAGAGGUUAGUCUUGGAGGCCAUAAGCUUUCCUAAAGAGAUAGGUUUUAAGGCACUUCUUACACAUAUUAUCACUGUUUCCAGGGGCCUAACUAGGAUCCACAGGGCUCUUGGGUACAGGUAUUAAAAAAAGGGCUCCCUUAAUCAGUCCUUCCUAAAGAAUACACUUUUAGUGGUAUGUGUGUGGUAGCUGGGUUUGAUUGUAAUAUAUAGGUGUGGAGUUGGCUAAGUGUGAAUGUGUGUGAAGUUAAGUGAAAUUGUGUAGUGGGGUUGUAUAUAUUUCCCUCCCCCCACCCCUCUUGCUUAGAUUUUUGCAGGAAGGAAGAGGGUAUAACCCCUGGGGGACCAGUGGAGGUAUAAUCAGAACUUUGCCAUGGAAACCUGUUGGUAGUCCUGACUUUUUAUUUUUUAUUUUUUUUUAAGCACCAGAACUGCAAGUGCUCAAAGUGUUCUGCAGUAAUGUAUUAUUUAGUAUUCAUUGGCAUCAUACUAAACAAUGGUUCUCCUAGGAGGGCUGGAGACUCCUCUCUGACAGGUGGACCUCCAGGGCCCAGUUGCAGUAGCAACCAUUGUGACUCUGAUAGUUCCACCUUCAACUGCAUACACACAGCUCAACAAACCGCGUAAAUCAUUGCAAUUAUAUCCAACACACUUUUGUUUAGAUUUAAUAAUAACGUAAAGUUAAAUUCCUUUUUUUUUUUUAAUUUAUACAGGGUGAUAAGCUUGAAGUAAUUGAUGUUCCCGUCCUAGGAGAUGAUUCGGCUCCUAUAGGCAUGCUAGCAGGCGAAUAUUACAGGUGAAUAUCUGUGAUGGCAACAAUAAAUUGUUCAGAAUUAUUAGAGCUUGUUCUGUCUUUGAACAGGUAUAUAUUCUCCAUAUGGUUAGAAUCCACUUUUUUUUUUUAAUAUAAAUAUAUAUAUUUCCCCCAUUAUGAAUGUUGUUCUCGCUGUGUUCACAGAUAUUAACAAGAAUAUUAUUUCUAGGCUUUUCUUGUGAAAUGCUCCUGUGCAUUGCCUGGUUUUAGUUCCCUUCUGCAUCUUUAGAUUAAAUGUUAAUUAAACUCAAAAUGAGUCACGUCGUGCACAGUUUGAAACACAGCACGAGAGUUCCACUUUGUUUAACCUAGUUUAAUAAAGCUCAGGGCCGUAUACAAUAACGUGACACAUCUUUCUGUCUGCAGAGACAAAGGAUUCAAAAGCGCACCUUAUUGCAACGACAGUAUAUUGUACUAACAGUUCAAAAUGAACACUAGUUAAGAUGUUCUAUAGUCUGUUACUGAAGGCAUUGUCAUGAAAAAAUUUAUUUUAUAAGAAUGUUGUGAUUUUAAGAAAUGUUUAAUUUUUGUCUUCAAGCAGACAUGUAUAUACCCUAAUUGAUGCAAAGUACACAAUGGGUGAAUUAGAUUAAUUUUGCUAUGCUUUAGGGCACAUUACUUGUGUACACCUCUGGGGUUUUUUUGUUUUGUAUUCUUUGUAACUUUGUAACUUUCUAAUUUUUAGGAAGCUACUUCGCUACUACAGUAAGAAUCAUCAUAUGGAAUUGGUAAAAUGCUAUGAACUGCUGACGAUGCACUUGGGAAUCAUUCCCCCAGAACAUGUGAUCCAGCAAUGUCAAGACCUCACUCGCAUUCUCUGGGAGCCUUCUCGCAUCCCACUUCUAUAA
This is a messenger RNA of Pelobates cultripes (western spadefoot toad), 3868 nucleotides long. The record is from the annotation of a GenBank genome assembly. Lineage: Eukaryota; Metazoa; Chordata; Amphibia; Anura; Pelobatidae.